This is a messenger RNA of Spodoptera frugiperda (fall armyworm), 729 nucleotides long. It is a transcript of the gene Blos1, whose product is annotated as biogenesis of lysosome-related organelles complex 1 subunit 1. The coding region runs from base 223 to 630 and encodes 135 amino acids. The record is from RefSeq and is a predicted model, not a curated record. NCBI's taxonomy places the organism in Eukaryota, Metazoa, Arthropoda, Insecta, Lepidoptera, Noctuidae. The transcript is spliced from 3 exons. Gene Ontology annotation, biological process: endosomal transport. Gene Ontology annotation, cellular component: BLOC-1 complex.
UGACAGUGACACUGACGCAGUUUUAUGUCAAAAAGUCAAAAUACGCAACAUCAACAAAUAGCGAAAAUAUUGUGCUAAUAUUUAAUAAUUUGUUGUAAACAGUAAUAAAUAUAUUGUGUAUCUUACUUGAACACUUCAUAAGAAGUCUAAAGAUAGUAAACAAGACAUAUAUCCCAACCGUAACGGGUGGUGCAAUACGAAACAUUCUUUAGAACUACCAUAAUGUUAUCUUCACUAAUUAAAGAACAUCAAGUAAAACAAGCUUCAAAAAGAGUUAUACAAGAACAAAAACGAAAAGAAUGUAUAGCUGCUGCAAAUGAUUUGACUCAAGCACUUGUUGACCAUCUAAAUGUGGGAGUGGCCCAAGCUUACCUAAACCAAAAGAAAUUAGAUGCCGAAGCAAAACUACUGCACCAGGGUGCUAUCAACUUUGCUAAACAAACACAACAAUGGCUAGCUCUUGUCGAAAACUUCAGUAGUGCCCUCAAAGAAAUUGGAGAUGUGGAGAACUGGGCAAGGAGUAUUGAGAAUGAUAUGAAGAUUAUCACUGACACAUUAGAAAGAGCUUACGAAAUGACACAAGAACAACCAACCAACGCUAGCAGUACUAGUACUAGUAGUAACCAAUGAAUCCUCUUUAAUAAAUAAAAAAAUCAUUCCUGUUUUGUUUAUCAAUAUUUAUAGUUAUUUCUUGUGUUAAGAUAAUACAUAUUUUAUUUGAUGCAGUAA